This is a messenger RNA of Drosophila subpulchrella, 832 nucleotides long. Its product is annotated as seminal metalloprotease 1. Gene Ontology annotation, biological process: proteolysis. Bases 17 to 781 code for a protein of 254 amino acids. The transcript has 2 exons. Gene Ontology annotation, molecular function: metalloendopeptidase activity; zinc ion binding. NCBI's taxonomy places the organism in Eukaryota, Metazoa, Arthropoda, Insecta, Diptera, Drosophilidae. The record is from RefSeq and is a predicted model, not a curated record.
CCGUGAAGCCAUCAACAUGAAGACCUGGGCCUUAACUUUAGUGGUUGUAUGCCUAGCCAGCUGCUGCUGGGCUGCUCCUGCCACACAGGAACGGAUUGAAACCGAUCCGGAGCUGACAGCUGGCUAUAUUCAGGGCGACAUGGUUCCAAGUCCGGAGGGAAGGAAUGGUCUUCGAAACGAAGUCUACAGAUGGCCCAAUCGCAUUGUGUACUACUACAUCAAUCGGGAUAUUGACACCGAACACCGCAACCACAUUCUGCGAGGUAUUCGCAUCAUCGAGCAAAGUUCUUGUUUGGUUUUCAAGGAGGCUACCACUGAUCAGGAUUAUUAUGUGAACGUCACCUCGGAGGCGGGUGGAUGUUUUUCAUAUGUGGGCCAUCGCAACAGGGUUCAGCAGUUAAAUCUUCAAAACUACGAACUGGAUUCGGGCUGCUUCCGGCUGGGAACAAUUGUCCAUGAGUUCCUUCAUGCCCUGGGUUUCUACCAUCAGCAAAGCACAUGGGAUCGCGAUGACUACGUGCGAAUCGUUGAGGAGAACAUAACGGCGGGCUCCGAGGGCAACUUCAACAAAUACGAUAACGAAACGGUCGAGGACUACGGAGAAGCCUAUGAUUACUCCAGCGUGAUGCACUACACGGCGUAUGCGUUCUCCAAGAACGGAGAGAUGACCAUUGUGCCGCUGCAGGAAGGUGCCGAAGAGCUGAUGGGACAGCGAUUGCAAAUGACCCAGUCCGAUAUUAACAAGCUGAAUGUCAUGUACAAGUGCCCUAGGCAGGUGUAAUAAGUUCGAAGGGUUAUUAUAUUAAAUACAAAUGUAUUUGUUACCACAAAA